UUUAUUUGUUUUUGUUGUAGUUUUUCCCUUAGUUAAAGCUUCCUCUCUUCCUUCUUCUCUCUCCUCCCCCUGCAACGGCUAAUCAGAUCAUUCCAUGCUAAUGCUUUCCUAGAUUUUCCCUCGCUUUCUUCCAUUUUCUCACUGACCAAACACCUCUCCAUUCUCCAUCUUAGCCUUUCUCUUAUUAUCAUUUUUUCUUUCCUCUUCUCCGUUGAUUCGUUUCUCUUAGUUUUUCACUUCACUCAACCAUACUGUUCAUGAUUUUGGCCGGUAGCUGCUAGAUCGGUGUUCUAACUUCAAUUACUUCAAUUGAAGAGUUGUCAGUGGCGGAAUUGGAUUUUAGACUCGGUGAUCAAUUAUGGUACAAUCGAGGUUUCCAGGAGAUUUGGAGAGUUCUGUGUGGUUGAAGUUAGGGUUUGGUUUUGGAGUUGCCGACAACGGGAGGUUCUUGGUUGAGGUGGUGAAUGGAACGGUCUGGUUUUGAGAAUGGGUGAGCUUCACCUGAGCUAGUGUUUCGAUUCAGUUUUCUGUUUCUCUUUUUUUUUUUUCUUUUUCUGCGGUGGCGUUUGGAUUCAAUAAGACAUCCUUUGGCUGAUGUUGCGCACGGAUAGGAUGGCCUCGGAUCUUAGCAGGACUGGACCUGUAGAACGGGACAUUGAGCAGGCCAUCACUGCUUUAAAAAAAGGGGCAUACCUGCUAAAGUAUGGAAGAAGAGGAAAGCCCAAGUUUUGUCCCUUCCGCCUUUCCAAUGUAGGUUUGGUCUAUGUCUUUCAGCUUGCUUGAGCCUUUUAUUAUGUUUCUUUAAGUGUGUUGAUAUCAGCAGAGUGGGUGGUUGCUUUUAUUUGAAAAGAAUUACUAACUGAUUUGAGUAUAGCCAGAACAAUUAGUUUUAUGGUGUUAAUGUCAUUGGUUACAUGAGGCUGAAAGCAUGGAAAGAAAUUACACAGGCAUGC
Molecule: messenger RNA, 953 nt
Organism: Rubroshorea leprosula
Lineage: Eukaryota; Viridiplantae; Streptophyta; Magnoliopsida; Malvales; Dipterocarpaceae
Source: the annotation of a GenBank genome assembly